Gadus chalcogrammus (walleye pollock) is the source of this 600-nucleotide messenger RNA. Its product is annotated as cysteine-rich and transmembrane domain-containing protein 1-like. The record is from RefSeq and is a predicted model, not a curated record. The coding region runs from base 166 to 600 and encodes 144 amino acids. NCBI's taxonomy places the organism in Eukaryota, Metazoa, Chordata, Actinopteri, Gadiformes, Gadidae. The transcript has 3 exons. Gene Ontology annotation, cellular component: extracellular exosome.
CCACAUUACUGAUACGUACUGGUUUUUGGAGACGGCAGGGUCGCUAAAUGCAGUAAAACAGAAGUAAACGCCACCGACACACAGAAGGAUUGCAACAAAGGAUCAUUCGGUUGAUACGAGAUCACUACAUUUCUCCAUUAAGUCAGGUGACCGUCCGACCCACAGAUGAACUUUGAGCAGCCACCUCCGUACCCGGGCCAGGGUCCGACGGCCCCGGGCUACCCACCCCAAGGACACCCGCAACAAGGUUACCCGGCAGCAGGCUACCCUCAGCAGGGUUACCCAGUCAACGUGGAGCAGGGUUACCCUGUCAACAUGGAGCAGCCUAACCCCGCCUACCCCAACUACCCUCCUGGUGCCAUGGGCCCCGGGGGCCCCUACCCGGGGCCCGGGCAGCCUCCCUACCAGGGAUACCCACCACAACCACAGUUUGGUUGGCAGGGAGGGCCCGGGCCGGCCCAAGGCCCCAUGUACGGAGAAGGCCCCAAAAACACAGUAUACGUGGUGGAGGAGCGGAGGAGAGAUGACAGUGGAGACACAUGUCUGACGGCCUGCUGGACGGCUCUGUGUUGCUGCUGCCUGUGGGACAUGCUGACAUAA